ACUUAACUGUCUCUACAUCUCAGACACAACCCGACCGAUACUACUUAUUCACCAGUUUUUCAAUCCAACAAUCCAGCUCUAUCAAUCACUCCUCGCCUAAAGGGUUUUCCCUUUACCCCGACCACCCCCAAACAACCCCUCACCCAAUUCAUCCCAAACCCCGCGCCAGCACCAAGCUCACCACCACCACCACCAUGUCCACCUACGAAGUGGAACACAACACCACCGACCCCUCCGCCCCUACCACCAGUAAUAACAACACCACCACCACCACCACCGCCGCCCCCCACCGCCGCCGCCGUCCCGACCUCUCCACCUUCUUCUCAACCCUCUCCGAGAUCAGCCCCGAAGACGCACACGCCCGGACCCGUCCCCAUGCCGUCCCCGUGCCCAGAGACGUCAGCGCCGCGUUCUAUUCCCUCGCUGAGGCGUUGGAUGUGAUGCGGAGGGGGAGUUCGGAUCCGAUUCCCCCGACGGGAUAUGGGGAAGGAUUAGGAUUAGGAAGUGGGGGUGGGAGUGGGAAUGAAGGGGAGGAUCUACUCGCGCAGAUGAUUUCUUCGUUGUUGAGGACGGCGGAGAUGCCGCCUAGGGAGGUGGAGGGAGUGAGUGAGGAGUUUUGUGAUGUCCUCGACCGCGUCCCCCGCUCGACCCUAAAACCCGACCAAAUCUGCCCGAUAUGCAACAACCCAUUCCUGGAGGACCAGUAUCCGCUCGUCGUGCAGUUGCCGUGUCAUCCGACGCAUUUGUUCGAUUUGGAGUGUGUGAGGCCGUGGUUGCGAUUGCGGGGUACGUGUCCGCUUGAUCGGACGGAUUUUGCCAAGCAGGAGAGGGAGAAGGCGGAGGCGAGGAGGAAGCCGGUGGUUGAUGAUGAUGAGGAGUGGGAUGGGAUGUAUGGUUAGAUUAUUGUGGGGGUGGGGUUAGUAGUGGAAUAAGAAUUAUAGGAUUGAUUGUUGAUUAUGGAAGGGAGGGUUUGGUCAUGUGCAUUGCUCGUCAUUUUUUUAGUUACGGUGAUACUCUGUACAUUUAAGCUCAGCUAACGCUUCUCCUGUCCGUCCUUGGUUCGGAUGGCCAGUUUGCCAGUCUUGUCGAUGACGGCUUCCAGUCCGCUCCGUUCU
Aspergillus ibericus CBS 121593 is the source of this 1115-nucleotide messenger RNA. RefSeq lists its product as uncharacterized. NCBI's taxonomy places the organism in Eukaryota, Fungi, Ascomycota, Eurotiomycetes, Eurotiales, Aspergillaceae. The record is from RefSeq and is a predicted model, not a curated record. The transcript has 3 exons. The coding region runs from base 195 to 899 and encodes 234 amino acids.